AUGGUGUUUUUACCCAGUGCUCGGUGUAGUGCUGAGCUAAUUUACGCAUUGUUACAGGCGGGACAGUGGUGGUGGGAAGGGUGGAGCUCCAGCCUGUGGCGCGCACACUUCUGGCUCCCUGCUGGCAUCACCUGGGACGAUCUUCGCAACACUGAACACUUUACCUUCCCCAACUUUUACCAUGUGUGGCUCUAUCCUUGGUUGUUUAGUAUUGUACUCAUUAUUGUCCGCUGCUUCUUCCUGGAGCCAUACGUCUUCUCCCUCUUUGCUCAGGCUGCGGCUAUCACCAACUGGCGACCUGCUCCUCCAGUGGCCAACAGUGUAUUAGAGGCAGUGUACCGGCAGUAUAAGGUGACAGUGCCCAGAGCGGUGGUGAAGCAGGCAUGUGAAGAUAGCCGCAUGUCAGAGCGUCAGGUUGAGAGGUGGCUCCGUCGUCGCCACGCCCACACCCGCUCCACCAAGUACGACAAGUUCGUGGACUGUUCCUAUGACUUUUUGUGUCAUGUGGCGUUCACCGCACUGGGCCUCCCUAUCAUGUACAGUAAACCGUGGCUGUGGAACAUCACCUUGUGUUGGGAGGGUUACCCGCACCACAGUCUUGACGAUGACCUCUGGUGGUAUUAUAUGUUGUAUCUCGCUUACUACUGGUCCACCACCUUAUCAUUCUCUAAGCCUGGCCUUAAAAUGUCUGCUCGCCUUCAGUAUUUAUUGCACCACAUCUUCACCAUCCUUCUUAUGGUGUUUUCGUGGACGUGCAACUUCGUCCGUGUGGGUAGUGUGGUGCUGGUGGUGCACGAGUGUUCUGACGUGCCGCUCCUGGCCACCAAGCUCUGCCUGCAGGCCGGUAUGAACCGUGUGGCUGACGUUCUCUUUAUUGUGUUCCUGGCGGUGUGGCUGGUGAUGCGCUGCUACAUGUACCCCGUAUGGGUGAUCGGCAGUGUAUUCUUCGAGGCCACCACCUACAUGUUCAUGCCGUCUGCCUACCUGUUCAUGGGUUUGCUGUUGGGUGUGUUGGUGAUCGACCUGGUGUGGACGGCGCUCAUUCUGGCCAUCGUGGCUCGCAAACUAUGGCCGGUAACCUACAAGACUGUAGGUCGUCCUGGUGAAGAAAUAUCGAGUUCUGACGCGGAAGUCAAUAAUAUCAGCAAGUCCGAUUUGAAGAAGAACUGCUACAUACCUGAUCCGUGGGUUGAGGGCAAGAUGGCCAUGAUGAAGCAGUACGUGGACGUGUUCCUCAGCCCUUCCACUCUACACUACAUCAGCAACAAUACUGUGGUUGGCAUUUGGUGGCAUCAGUUCUCUGCAUUAUUCUGGAGUUCUGACUUCUGGCUACCGUCUGGGCGUCAGUGGGAAAACAUAGAGCCCAGCAACAAGUUUCAGUACCCCAACUUCCACGACGUGUGGGUCUACCCGCUGCUGCUCAGUGUUGGCUUCAUCUUGUUUCGCUUCUUCCUCCUCGAACCCUUCGUGCUGGAGCCUCUGGCACUUGCUGCAGCCGUACCCAAUAAACGGCCUCAUCCACCUCCACCCAGCAAAACAUUAGAGACUUUUUAUCGCCUGUAUGGACUAAAACCCUCAACGAAACAACUUGUGGAGGCUGCAGACACCUCGACACAUGACACAUUGAUGAUGACGUGUGGUGGUACUACAUUACCGGCCGGCUCCUUCAUGCAGAUCAACACACCAGCCCGGAGUGUGGCAGACAAAAUACACAUGAUGUUGCACCACAUGUUCACUAUACUACUCAUGGUCUUCUCUUGGACGUGUAACUUUGUGCGUGUGGGGACUCUCGUUUUCUUCGUCCACGAGUGUGUAGACAUUCCCUUAUUAUUUGCUAAGAUGCUCUUGUAUGCUGGUAUACAAAGACUAACAGAUGUCAUUUUUGCUGUGUUUUUGAUCAGCUGGUUGAUAACUCGUAAUUACUUGUACCCAUUCUGGAUCAUGUACAGUGUAUUUGUCGAUGCUACUCCCUAUAUCCAGAUGCCAGCAGCUUACCUAUUUAAGGGUCUGCUAAUAGGCUUAUUGGUGUUGAAUAUUAUAUGGACUGUACUGAUAGGGGGUGUGUUGAUGAAGAAACUCUGCGUUGGGUCUCUGGAGGACGUCCGUUCAGAUGGUGAGGACUUAUCAGAGGAUGACAACACAAGAGGUAGCUGUGACAAGAGGAAACAAGAGUAACACCGUAACUUGUCAACACAAAUACAAACGAUGAUUAACAAUGUGUUGGCCAGAACUUUUAAAUCCCUAAUAUUGUGCCACGUGAAAUUGUUGUAUAUAUUAUUAGAUAUAUUUGUUUACUCCCACUUUACCUAUCGUAUGUGUUUUUUGUUGUUCGGAUCAUUAUGAGAUCUGUAAUAUUUCAUGGAUCACCUCAGGAUUAACCCCCAGCUUUGUUUACUUGAUGAUAAAACAACAUAAUGCUGUCUAGAGGUAUUAGGUUAGUUUAGGGUUAGGUUUGGUUAAGAUAAUAUUUAUGUUAGAUUAAAUUUGGUUAGAUUAGCUUAGGUUAGCAUCAGGGAGGUUAAUCCUAAAGUGAAAUAAACUGGGCGCUAAUCAUCAGGUGAACCAACUCACAUACCCUUAAAACUGUCAGAUGGAUCUCACUGUUCACUGUUUCCCCCCAAAGCAGUGAAAUAUAGGAGUAUUAUUUCUUGCUGGGGAUGUGAUUUUGGUGGCCGAUUUGGGCCUGAACAUUGUUUGUGAAUGUUGUACUGAAAAUUUUCCCUAAGUCGGACUAUAUACAGAUUAAGCCAGUCCGGCCCAACCAAAAGUCCGACUUAAGGUAACAGCUUCUAUUGGUACUUCUAAUGUCAAAAAUGUUGUCAAAAAAUUUACCAAACUCAUAUGAUUGCUGGAGCCUUGGUGGGUGGAGAGAGGCACUGCACUUUAGCUAGUCUGAUGGACUUCACAUUAAAGAAGAGAUAUGUACAGUAUUGUAUUAUACCAAACUUAAUUACACUACAGGGUAAACUUAGUUCCACUAAACUUAAACUGAAUUAGGUAAAACUAUGUACUGUACAGUAGACAUUAUUUAAUCACUUAAGUCACUGCUGAAUACCACCCAUUAGGCAGUUCAGGUGUCACAGAAAGAUCAGAGUAGGAAACUGGUGUCGCGCCACACGGCCAAUUACAACUUGGUAUUAGCGCUGACAACUUACACUGUGUUUGUGCCUUGUAGUGUCCGCCUUACUCCGACACGUAAUGAUCUUUAUUGUACGCUCCUGUACUUCCCAUAGUAUUAUAACUUAAGAGUGUACAAAAAACUAGCAGGAGAAAAGUUCCAAACCUAACCUUACUUAAUUUAACCAAAGCUGACCUUAAUCCUGACCUUAUCUAACCUAGCCUAUCCUUACUUAACCUACCCUACCUUUAGCCUAACCUAACCUAACCUAACCUAACCUAACAACAUUACCGAACAUAACGUAUUUAAAAUAAUUGUCUAUAUCCUAUGACUUUUCCUAACCCAAAUUAUAACUUUUUUCCUGUGACAUUUUCCGGACUCUUAACAAACAUUCCUAAUAUUUAAAAAGUUUCCACAAUAUACAGAGUCUUAGUAUUAAUAGCAUUGUACCCAGUAAUGUUUAUUUUGUAAUGUAAGAUAUUUAUGAAGUGUUAUAUAAUGCGGUUACAAAAUAUAAUACUAAUAAAAGUGCAAAUCCUUCCUACCAGAUCCUGAAGGCUAUCCCCCCCCCCCACGAGAAUCCUAGUAGCUAUCUAGUGUUAGCAUUUAUAAUAUAUAGUUUCCAGUAAAUUUAUGUUUCCACACCAAAAUUUUUUUAAACGGAUCUUCUAGUCAUUGUUGUAAGUGUAAUGAUUCUGAUAUUUUACAAUAAAUAUUUUUUUUA
Homarus americanus (American lobster) is the source of this 3842-nucleotide messenger RNA. RefSeq lists its product as uncharacterized. Gene Ontology annotation, molecular function: sphingosine N-acyltransferase activity. NCBI's taxonomy places the organism in Eukaryota, Metazoa, Arthropoda, Malacostraca, Decapoda, Nephropidae. The record is from RefSeq and is a predicted model, not a curated record. Gene Ontology annotation, biological process: ceramide biosynthetic process. Gene Ontology annotation, cellular component: membrane.